Thermochaetoides thermophila DSM 1495 is the source of this 504-nucleotide messenger RNA. RefSeq names its product putative cis-trans protein. The transcript is spliced from 2 exons. Gene Ontology annotation, biological process: protein peptidyl-prolyl isomerization; protein folding. NCBI's taxonomy places the organism in Eukaryota, Fungi, Ascomycota, Sordariomycetes, Sordariales, Chaetomiaceae. Gene Ontology annotation, molecular function: peptidyl-prolyl cis-trans isomerase activity. Bases 1 to 504 code for a protein of 167 amino acids. The record is from RefSeq and is a predicted model, not a curated record. Gene Ontology annotation, cellular component: catalytic step 2 spliceosome.
AUGUCUGUCACAUUGCACACAACACAUGGAGACAUCAAGAUUGAGGUCUUCUGCGAGAGUGUUCCCAAAACCGCUGAGAACUUUCUCGCGCUUUGUGCAUCCAACUACUACGAUAACUCGCCAUUCCACCGACUAAUCGCAGGCUUCAUGGUCCAAACCGGCGCGCCAGCAAAUCCCAACCCUCCCGACAACCCCAAGGGCGGGCGCUCGAUCUGGGGGCUAACCUUCGAAGAUGAAAUCCGCCCAGGGCUGCGACACCACGAGCGCGGCGUGGUCAGCAUGGCAAACAAGGGUCCCAACACGAACGGCAGCCAGUUCUUCAUCACGUUUGCUCCGGCGCCGCACUUGGACGGGCUGAACACUGUGUUCGGCAAGAUUCUGGGCGACACGAGCCUGGAGACGCUGGCUAAGAUCGAGAAGAUCCCCGUGGAUAAGAAGAACAGGCCUCAGGAGGAUGUGAGGAUCAAGUCGGUGACGAUCCAUGCCAAUCCGUUGGCGAAAUAG